GCCACCAGGUUCUCCUCGCCCCCAGUCUGAUGCCCGUCCCGCCCUGCCAUGAGUCUAUGAGCCCCCUCCGGAUCAGCGUGGGUGGCUUGCCUGUCCUCGCGUCCAUGACCAAGGGUGCUGACCCCCGCUUCCGACUGCGCUGGAAGGCCAUCGUGCUGUCGUCAGCCUGCGUGGGGUUUGUGCUGCUGCUUUUCUGCCUGCACCGGUCCUCCCCGGCACGGCCCAUCCCUCCCAAUCCUCGUAACUGGCAGCUCAGCCUGCAGGCAGGGGACCGCUACAAUGACACCUACCCACUGUCCCCACCUCAGAGAAACCCCGAGGGUGUGCGCUAUCGCAUUGGAGUCAUUGCGGACCUGGAUACGCAGUCCCGGGGCUCUGAGGAGCACACCUGGUUCAGUUACCUGAAGAAGGGCUACCUCGUGCUGUCGGACAGCGGGGACAGCGUGACAGUGGAGUGGGACAAAGAUGAGAGCGUGCUGCAGUCCCACCUGGCUGAGAAGGGCAGGGGCAUGGAGCUCUCCGAGCUGGUCGUCUUCAACGGGAAGCUGUACACUGUGGACGACCGGACAGGAGUGGUCUACCAGAUUGAGGGCAACAAGGUGGUGCCCUGGGUGAUCCUCCCGGACGGGGACGGCACAGUGGGUAAAGGCUUCAAGGCAGAGUGGCUGGCGGUGAAGGACGAGCACCUCUAUGUAGGGGGACUGGGCAAGGAGUGGACGACGACGACAGGGGAGGUGGUGAACGAGAACCCCGAGUGGGUGAAGGUCAUUGGCUACAAGGGUGACGUCGGCCAUGAGAACUGGGUGGCGAACUACAACGCGCUGAGGGCUGCAGCGGGGAUCCGCCCCCCAGGUUACCUGAUCCAUGAGUCAGCCUCCUGGAGCGACACCCUGCAGCGCUGGUUCUUCCUGCCGCGCCGCGCCAGCCACGAGCGAUACAACGAGAAGGCGGACGAGCGGCGAGGCACCAACCUGCUGCUGAGCUCCACCCAGGACUUCGGGGAUGUGACGGUGGGACGUGUGGGCGAAGUGGUCCCCACCCACGGCUUCUCCUCCUUCAAGUUCAUCCCGGACACAGACGACCAGAUCAUCGUGGCGCUGAAAUCAGAAGAGGACAACGGCAAGAUCGCCAGCUACAUCAUGGCCUUCACGCUGGACGGGCGCUUCCUCCUGCCAGAGACCAGGAUUGGGAGCGUGAAAUACGAGGGCAUUGAGUUUAUUUAACCGACUUUUGCACUGGACUGGAGGGGUGAGGGAGGCCGAGGGGUGCUGGGGCAGGCCCUGCCAGCAUGCUCCUAGCCGGGCGCUCUGCCGAG
Haliaeetus leucocephalus (bald eagle) is the source of this 1315-nucleotide messenger RNA. RefSeq names its product calcium activated nucleotidase 1 (gene CANT1). Bases 30 to 1223 code for a protein of 397 amino acids. The transcript is spliced from 3 exons. NCBI's taxonomy places the organism in Eukaryota, Metazoa, Chordata, Aves, Accipitriformes, Accipitridae. The record is from RefSeq and is a predicted model, not a curated record. Gene Ontology annotation, biological process: proteoglycan biosynthetic process. Gene Ontology annotation, molecular function: calcium ion binding; GDP phosphatase activity; UDP phosphatase activity.